This is a messenger RNA of Trypanosoma conorhini, 1620 nucleotides long. Its product is annotated as putative Ran GDP binding protein. NCBI's taxonomy places the organism in Eukaryota, Euglenozoa, Kinetoplastea, Trypanosomatida, Trypanosomatidae. The coding region runs from base 1 to 1620 and encodes 539 amino acids. The record is from RefSeq and is a predicted model, not a curated record. The transcript has a single exon.
AUGAGGCGUCUUGUGUGUGGUCCCGUGGCGUUCUGCAUGUCUGUUCACUCUUGGAGCUCACUCGGCUGUGGAGCAGUGGAGCUCCCCAUCGCCUCUCGCGAAACGCAGGCCAUGUGCGAAGCGGCGUCUUGCACGUCUCGUGUCAGUUUCGCGACACGGUCGCCGCUGCUUCUCCAGUCAUGGGCGCAGCGGGCGAAUCGGGUCUGGAUGUGCGUCAAGGAAGAGUGCCGUCACGUGAACAACCCCCACACCACCGAAUGUGAGGCGUGUGGGGCCGCCAAACCGAGCCUCAAGGGGUGGCUGUGUGUGGAGUGCGGGACACGCAACCACAAGGGGGUAAAGAAGUGCCACAAGUGCACCGCAGCCGCGGAGAAUAGUGGCGAAUUCUGGAUGUGUGCCGCGUGUGAACAGAACAAUCGCAUUGAUGACCUGGACGAUAACAGUCGCUGUGGAUUUUGCGGCUACGACAUGGCCCCCAUGACAAUGACCGAAGCAGAGGCACUCCGCAUUCAACAAGAGCGCUCGCAACGACUCCGUGAGGAGCAGGAGCAGUUUGACAGUAUCUCUGCAAAGGACGCGGAUGAACAGUUUGGUGACGAAACCGCUGGAGCCUCAGCGCUCCCAAAGGGCCUGCGACAGAUGCCGUCCGCUGCCGCCUCGCGAACCCCCCUCAAGGUACCUGAAGUGACGGCAUUCACGCCAUCUCCCGUGGCAACGGCGCAUUCACGCAUUUUGAAGAAACCGAGGCGAGCAGUCACGACGGGCAUUCCACCUGGACCACCAGGUUUUGACUGGAUGUGCCGUGACCCCAGUUGCGGGACUAUUAACGCCGGCGACGAGGAGAGUUGUUCCAAGUGCGGUAAACACAUCACCCCCGCCGAGUGGGAAUGCUGCCACUGCGGUGCAAUGAACCACUUGAGUCGCUCACGCUGCUUUAACUGCCACAUCAUCAUCCCUGUCUCGUGGGUGUGUUCCGGCUGUAAAACGUCGACAAGCAUCUAUGAUCGUGAUUGUCGUCAGUGUGGUGAGCCGCGCCCUGCCACUGAGCCGAAGGAUCCCCGCGACGUACAACUUCCAAUGCACGCAAGGGGUCCCGCAUUUGCGGGCGGUGGCAGAAGACAAAUGUCACGUGCUCGGGACUGGAACUGCGCUGAAUGCCACGGCCUGAACUUUGCAUCCCGAACAGCGUGCUAUCAAUGCGGUGCGCCCCGAAGUGCCGCUGAGGCGGAUUCAUUCGAUGGUGCGUCGUCAGCCUCAGCUUCGCCGAACGUGGCGGUCAGCCACAACAAUUGGUUCUGCCGUCACUGUCAGGCGAGUAACUUCCGCACCCGCACCAGCUGUUGGCAGUGCGGUCAGGCUUCUUCGGAGUCUGGCGCGACAUCGUGGUCCGACGACGACGCCACACCGCACUUUGAGAAGGAGGGCUUCCAGCAGGAGUCUGACGAGAGCGUUGCCGAGGGACAAGUCAACGUCUGGGGCAAGAAGAACGACGACUGGACAUGCGGGAAGUGCUUCUCGAAGAACUUCAAAAAUCGCCAGGAGUGCCACAAGUGCGGCGCGGCAAAAACUGUGGCGGUGGCGCCACGCCGUGCCUUUGUGCGUAAGCCCGUUAAGAUUUGA